AUGUAUGAAACCAUUGCAACAGUUCUGGAAGAGAAAAAUUCAUUUUUAAAGAAGAUUUAUGGUCUCUGGCCUCGCCGGCUUUGGGGGGAUGGUUCCAUCAUAGCGUCAAUGCAGAAACGACUGCAGAAAGAACUGUUGGCUUUGCAAAAUGACCCACCUCCCGGAAUGACAUUAAAUGAAAAGAGUGUUCAGAAUUCAAUUACACAGUGGAUUGUAGACAUGGAAGGUGCACCAGGUACCUUAUAUGAAGGGGAAAAAUUUCAGCUUCUAUUUAAGUUUCGUAGUCGAUAUCCUUUUGACUCUCCUCAGGUCAUGUUUACUGGUGAAAAUAUUCCCGUUCAUCCUCAUGUUUAUAGCAAUGGUCGUAUCUGUUUAUCCAUUCUAACAGAAGACUGGUCCCCAGCGCUCUCAGUCCAGUCAGUUUGUCUUAGCAUUAUUAGCAUGCUUUCCAGCUGCAAAGAAAAGAGACGACCACCAGGUAAUUCUUUUUAUGUUCGAACAUGUAACAAGAAUCCAAAGAAAACAAAAUGGUGGUAUCAUGAUGAUACUUGCUGAUGUCACUGUUAUCAUCCUCCUAGCAGAAGAUAGUCCUACUGAGAAAAUGAGCACUUUGAUCAUUCAGUCUUUGAACUUUAACCUUUGACUGGAAGUGACCUAUAGGCAAUGAAGACUACUUCCUUUUACUGCAUUUUUACUUGUGUGCAUUCUGGGCGCAUGUUGAUCGCUGGUUCAGUCCAGGCAACUGACAUGCUUUUAUUAGUCAUACAGUAUUAAUGCAGGUGUCAGGAAAUGUCAAUAUAAUUCCAUUUUUUAUUUUUAUUUUUUUAAGCUUUUGGAAAAGUUCCAGGUCCUCACGUAUUGUGCAGUAACAAUGACUUCCUUGGCGGUUUUGGGACGUUCAUUGCCGGCAAUGGACGUUUAACAGGAAAAAUUUUCAUUAACUCCUGCCACCCAAUAAUUAAUGCAUGAUAGGGCCUAUGAAAUGAACUUAUUGGUUUUGGUGGGAUUAUAAAUAAAGUGAGGGAUCCAACGUUACUUUGAAAGUCACCCCAACUGUUUAUAUUUGGAUUCUAUGCACUGUGAUCCUAAGGUUAACAGCGUGAAUUAACAUGCGUCUUUAAAGAACUUUAAUGAAAGAUCAUUGCGUAUUUAUUGAAUUGUUUAUAUCUGCUGUCAAAUUGUUUUGACAUGGAAGGUUUUCAAGUAACAUUGGCAGAGAGGUACAAUAUUGUUAUCCCUAUGGUGAAAAUAAAUUCAUUUGUUGUAUAUAGUUCCUCAAUCUCUGAAGUAAAGGUAUGAGUAAUCUAGGGUAUGAAUGGUUGAAUCAAGGCUUGAUUUUGGAAGUAAGAACAAUGGCAGUGAUGAUGAAACUGCUGUAGUCCUUAAUUGGGGCUUGUUUGUACAGUAACAAUAUUUCCAAGUAGAUUAUACUCUGUUACUUCCUGCUAGCCAUCAGCAUGAGCCCUACUGCCUAAACACUAUCUCAUUUAUUUAUGUUUGGAAAAUCCAUAAAGAG
Mirounga angustirostris (Northern elephant seal) is the source of this 1516-nucleotide messenger RNA. Its product is annotated as ubiquitin-conjugating enzyme E2 W-like. The transcript is spliced from 2 exons. The coding region runs from base 1 to 555 and encodes 184 amino acids. NCBI's taxonomy places the organism in Eukaryota, Metazoa, Chordata, Mammalia, Carnivora, Phocidae. The record is from RefSeq and is a predicted model, not a curated record.